UAUUCACAAGGACGUCUGUUCUCCUCCAGGGGGAGUUUUCUGCCGACUGCCUGCUGAAGGAGAAUCUGGAGGAGAACCACUACACCACCUACUCCUCUCUGUCUCAUCCUGGCAUCUACCUGGCUCUGUCCCACAGGGGAGGCCUCCGGAGGGGCAGCAGUGUGGGCCGCCACCAGGCCUGCACCCACUUCCUUCCUCGAAGAACUCCCUGAGCCAGCUUUCAUCAGAACUGGACUAAUGGUUAUUCAUGUGGCCACCUCAGCAUGUGAAGAAAGCAGGUCAAGUUUUUUGUGGUAUGCUUGACACGCGUGCAGGGAAACAAAACGCUGUUCCUGCGGGACGUCGGUGGGACGGAGCAGACACACGCAGUGUGACAAGAGACGGUAGCAGCAACAGCUGGAAUCUAAACAAGGUCCAGUGCGUUUUCUCCUCUUCUCCCAAACUGGACAUGAUGGUGGAACUUUCCCAGUUUGAUUUUGACCUGCGCUGCUGCAGUGACUGAACCCACCGAGCUCGAUGACCUCGUCUGUAAUGUUGCUGUAGAGUUUCAGUGAAAAGAGAAGAUCCCUCUUCCAAUGCUCCUGCGGUUGACACAUCACCAGAACCUAAGGCAGAGGACCCCUCCAGGAUAGAGGUGGUCUCCGUGACAGAGGAGGACCUCCCCACUGUCGAGACCCCCAACACACUGAAUGUCAGCCCCCUGGGCAGCUUCACAGCGGACCCCCCGUCAGAGAACACCUCGGCCAAACCUGUAGAGCCCCAGUCUCCAGCUGCACCCAGUCCGACCAUGCCAAUCACAAAGGUGCAGCCAUUUCUCCCAGAGGAUGACUUGCAGAAGAGCUGGAAGGACAAACUGCUGGCCCGUCGCGUGGAGCUGUUAAUGGCUUCGUGCCUCAUCUUGGUGGUCACUCUCGCUCUCAGCAUCGGACUUGGAGUGGGUCUGAGCUGUGUGGGCAGGUUUCGCUGUGGCUCGUCGUCUCAGUGCGUCAGCGCCUCCGCCCAGUGUGACGGAGAGGUUCACUGUGACGGGGGAGAGGACGAGCUCGGUUGUGUACGAUUGAGUGGGAGGAGCUCGGUGCUGCAGGUGCAGAGAGGGGGAGUGUGGCGGACCGUCUGCUCAGAGGACUGGAACAACUGGUUGGGGGUCUCUGCCUGCAGGCAGCUGGGAUACUCCAGGUAUGUGGAGUCAUUCUUCGUUUCUCUGACCUCCAUUGAGCAAGAACUCCAGCAGAACCUGGUGUCCAUCAGCCUGAACCAGUCCCAGAUCAUCAAGCUCCAGAACACCACGACCCUCAGUAAGACGGAGUGCAGCUCAGGGCGGGUGACCACCGUGAAGUGUCUGGAGUGUGGCUCCAGGCCUCAGUACAACACCCGUAUCGUUGGGGGGAACCUCUCCGGCCCAGGGCAGUUCCCCUGGCAGGUCAGCCUCCACUACAGCAGCGAGCACCUGUGUGGAGGCUCCAUCAUCACGUCACGCUGGAUCCUGACGGCGGCGCACUGUGUGUACGGCUUCUCAGAUCCGACCAUGUGGGCGGUCCACGUGGGGCUGACGGAGCAGCCCGUCCACGGGGCCCAGUCUCUGGCUGUGGAGAGGAUCGUCUACCAUUCUCACUAUCGGCCCAAAGGCCUGGACUUCGACAUCGCACUGAUGAAACUCACCAGGCCUCUCGUUUUCAAUGGCCUAGUGGAGCCCAUCUGCCUGCCGAAUCAUGGGGAGGAGUUUGCGGCGGGCACCAUGUGCUGGAUCUCUGGAUGGGGAGCGACGGAGGGUGACGGGGAGACCAGUGUGGUUCUGCGCUCGGCUGUGGUUCCGCUGCUCUCCACUCAGACCUGCAACCAGCCAGAAGUUUACCACGGCCUCAUCUCCUCCGGGAUGAUCUGUGCCGGCUACCUGGAGGGAGGAACCGACUCCUGUCAGGGGGACAGCGGCGGCCCCCUGGCCUGUGAGGACUCUGCUCUGUGGAAGCUGGUGGGAGCGACCAGCUGGGGAAUCGGCUGCGCAGUGAGGAACAAGCCCGGAGUUUACACCCGCAUCACACAGUCGCUCAGCUGGAUCCGCCAACAGAUGGAGAGAGAAGAGGCCCACAUGUCUUCAGCAUCCAGCACAGACAACUGAAUCAGAUACACUUCCUGUUUGGAUGGCAUCACAUUUCACAGAAACACCAGAAACUGUACCACAGCAGACAGAAGUGAAGAGACGGUGCACGGCAGAG
Messenger RNA from Scophthalmus maximus (turbot), 2213 nucleotides. RefSeq names its product transmembrane serine protease 3a (gene tmprss3a). NCBI's taxonomy places the organism in Eukaryota, Metazoa, Chordata, Actinopteri, Pleuronectiformes, Scophthalmidae. The transcript is spliced from 14 exons. The record is from RefSeq and is a predicted model, not a curated record. Gene Ontology annotation, biological process: proteolysis. The coding region runs from base 788 to 2116 and encodes 442 amino acids. Gene Ontology annotation, molecular function: serine-type endopeptidase activity; protein binding. Gene Ontology annotation, cellular component: membrane.